This is a messenger RNA of Pristis pectinata (smalltooth sawfish), 2089 nucleotides long. It is a transcript of the gene utp3, whose product is annotated as UTP3 small subunit processome component. Gene Ontology annotation, cellular component: nucleolus; small-subunit processome. Gene Ontology annotation, biological process: maturation of SSU-rRNA from tricistronic rRNA transcript (SSU-rRNA, 5.8S rRNA, LSU-rRNA). Bases 383 to 1906 code for a protein of 507 amino acids. The record is from RefSeq and is a predicted model, not a curated record. The transcript is spliced from 16 exons. NCBI's taxonomy places the organism in Eukaryota, Metazoa, Chordata, Chondrichthyes, Rhinopristiformes, Pristidae.
AAGGGUCUCGACCGGCGGGGGUGAGGAAGGAAAAAGUACUUUUUUCAGAGGGGAAGAGUUCGGGUCAGAGAAGGGUCCUGGUCAUGGAGGCGCGGGAGCCGAGGGGUAAAGUUGCCGGUGAGGAGAUGCAUCACCGUUCACGGUGCAGCUUCCUGAGUCGCUUUACCGCCAACGAGUCUUUAUUCAAGAACUGCAUGAAGUGCCGAGCAGGGAACGAGGCAGCCAGUUUGUGCUCAGCGCAAUCCCACUAACCCGAGUGUAAUGUCGACCAGAUGACUGUUUUGGGGAGGCACAAGAGACUACAGAUGGUGGAAUCUGGAGCAACCCACAAAACUAUACCUCCCCUCUACCUAUUGGUCCAGAUGAAGGGUCUCGACCCGAAAUGUCAACUAUCCAUUUCCUUCCAUUGAUGCUACCUGACCUGCUGAAUUCCUCCAGCGUAUUAUCUGGUAGAAAAAAACCCAGGCAGCAGCAACAGCUGGAUGAUGACAGCGAUGACCCUGAGCAGUACAGCAAAUUACCAAAUCCAGAUAUUAAUUCCUUGGAGUAUUUUAACGAUGCCGUUGAUGAAUUUCAUGAGAAGAAACUUGAGAAGCUGCUGGCUGAUGGAAUAGCACGUGAUAAUUUGAGUGAAGAUUCACUGGAUGAGGAAGAGGUAAUGCCCCUGGAGCUUCCUGAUUCUGAUGAGGAUGAAGAGAAGGAGGCAGAAGAAGAAGAAGAUGAGGAAGAUGAAUACGAGGAAGGGGUUGACAUGGAUAGUGACCUUGAGGGCAAAUCAGAAGAUGGUCUCCCAAGUGCAUUGGCCUGGGGACAGAAGAAGAAAUCGUUUUACGAUACUGACUAUGUUGAUGAGCUUCCUCGUGGAAAGAAACAGGCAGAAGCUCUGGCAGAGGCUGAGGAGGAGGAACAAGAAGCUAUAAAUAUUCAGAAACGGUUGGCAGAGAAUCUGUCUGAGGAUGACUUUGGGCUUGAUCUUAUUCAGACAUUUGCCCAAGAGCGGGAAGCAGAGAAGGAUUCUGGAAAGGAUCUGAAAAUUAAAAAAGAUUUGAAUAAAAUGUCCCAGAAAGAGAAGCUGAAACUACUGAAGAAAGAGUCACCUGAGCUUCUGGAACUCAUCCAAGAUUUCAAAGCAAAGCUUGUGGAAGUGAAGGAUGAGCUACAGCCACUGAUGGAAAUGGUGCAGAGUGGUAGGAUACCUGCAGGGAAGGAUGCCCAAUAUGUGCAGACAAAGUACCACCUGUACCUGAACUACUGCACAAACAUUAGUUUUUAUCUGGUAUUGAAGGCAAAGAGGAUCCCAGUUCAGAACCAUCCAGUGAUUGAGAGACUGCUCACAUACAGAAAUCUAAUCAAUGACUUGCCUGUAGUGGAUGUGGCAUCUGAUAUCCAGAAGACUUUAAACCAGACCAGUAAAGAGUUUAAAUCUGUUACUGCAAAAGAUCAACAUAUCUUCAAACUGAAGAAAGCACCAUCUCAACUGAGUAAACAACCAAAAGCUCAACAAAGAGCAAAAGGAAAGGUCACUGGUGAGGAGGUAUCUAAGGAUUUGAAAUAUGAUAUGGGUGAUGAAGCCGGAUUCCCACAUCAUAAAGAAAUGAAAGGCGCUCCGUCCCCGAAGAGACAAAGAAUGGAAGAAGACAGUAAUGAGAACACUGCUGUGGUGCAGGAAGUGCUUCAUGCAGAUGAAAAGAGAAAGAUCACUUAUCAGAUCGCCAAGAAUAAGGGUCUCACACCCAGGAGGAAGAAGAUUGAUCGUAAUCCUCGAGUCAAGCACAGAGAGAAAUUCAGACGAGCCAAAAUCCGACGGAAGGGUCAGGUGCGUGAGGUACGCAGAGAGGAACAACGAUAUAGUGGUGAGCUCUCGGGUAUCCGGGCUGGAGUUAAGAAGAGCAUCAAGCUUCAUUGAUUUAGCUGCUCUAUCAAAGAUCUUCAGUUUGGAAAUUAAUGGAUCACCUACUCUGCCUCUAAAAUAUUUCGAGUUUUGUAAAGUAUUUUUUUUACUGUUUAUAAAUUAUUAGUAAAACAGAUGUACCAUUAAUGGACUCACAGAUAAUGUAAUUACAAGCUAUUAAAUUUUUUGUCCACCCAA